Molecule: messenger RNA, 7259 nt
Organism: Xiphophorus maculatus (southern platyfish)
Lineage: Eukaryota; Metazoa; Chordata; Actinopteri; Cyprinodontiformes; Poeciliidae
Gene: pak4
Product: serine/threonine-protein kinase PAK 4
Exons: 11
Coding region: 329-2287 (652 amino acids)
Biological process (GO): regulation of MAPK cascade; intracellular signal transduction; protein phosphorylation
Cellular component (GO): cytoplasm
Molecular function (GO): ATP binding; protein serine/threonine kinase activity
Source: RefSeq, a predicted model, not a curated record
GGCGAGGGACGCAGAGCAGGAAGGAGGCGUUGCUGUCUGUGAUUUCUAACCCGUGUUUGGCUGCUGACAGAGCCGCGCUAAUCUCCCUCCCUCCUCCCCCCGUUGACCGGCUGUCUCACCCGGUAACGUCACGACACUGAAACCAAAGGAAUGCGACACGCUUCGUGUUUCCGAGCCCACGGCCGCUCCACUCGGUUCCGCCGCUUCCACGGCUAAUGUCGCGGCUUCCCAGCUGGAUUCCUCCGCGGAAACGGAUCCGGUGCUGGUUCGCUGGACUCGGUUCUGGUUCGGGUUCAUAAUCUGAUGCUAGCUUGCAGCCGUUGCCACCAUGUUUGCCAAAAAGAAGAAGUCUCGAAUCCAGAUCUCUGCUCCGUCCAACUUUGAGCAUCGUGUCCACACGGACUUUGACGAGCAGGAGCAGAAGUUCGUCGGGUUGCCGCGCCAAUGGCAGUCCCUCAUCGAAGACACGGCCAAGAGGCCAAAGCCUUUCAUCGAUGUGACGGUUAUCACUACCGUAGAACCGCGAAAGACGAUCGUACGAGGCACGAAGGUGGGAGCAGACGGCUCUUUAACGUGGCUGCUGGACGAGUUCGACACCAUGUCCGUAACUCGAUCGAACUCCCUGCGGCGAGGCAGCCCCCCCACUCAGCCCCGCAGGGAUUCCAGCUCCGCCGGUGGAGAGCAGGAGAACGGCGACCCCCGACACAGGCACCACCCAGACAGGGACAGACUGAGGCAGGACUACCCGGGCGGAGGGGACCCGCAGCACGGGCAGCGUGGCGUCCAGCCCAGGGACGAGGGCGGGCAGGGCCGGCAGGGCCGGCCCCAGCAGCAGCCGAGGGGCCAGGAGCCCAGCAGGGCCUACAGGGAGCGGUCCGACUCGGGACAGCAGCCUCGCAGAGACCCCCGGGACCGGGACCAGGAGCAGGUGAUCCGCCGGGACCAAGCCAGCGACCACCGGCCCAAGUCCAGCUAUGCGGCGCGUGACGGCAGCCCCACGUCUCCGAGGGACAAGAGGCCGCUGUCGGGACCCAACAUCCGAACGCCCAACCUGCCGGUGACCGAAGGCGUGAUGAAGACGGCCCAGCAGAACAUGCGGCCGUUCAACACGUACCCGAGAACGGACAGCGACGGAGGACGCAGUCCGACGGGACAGGUGGUGCGUCACCAUGAGUCUUCCCCCCAGAACGGGCCCACCAGCAGCUCUGCCCGGGGUUCCUCCAAGCCCCCAGUCAGCCUCCCUCAUUCCCACCACGCAUCCCACCCCAUCCUGACCCCGGACUCCUCCCAGUUGCCGCACACCCCCCACCCCAACGUGCCGGCCCCGCGGCCCCCCGUGCCCGCGGCGGCCCCGGGGUCGGGCGCAGCGCCGCAGGGCCGCUCCCCGCAGCGGGAGCCACAGAGGGUUUCCCAUGAGCAGUUCAGAGCGGCGCUGCAGCUGGUGGUGGAUCCCGGCGACCCGCGGACCUACCUGGACCACUACAUCAAGAUCGGCGAGGGAUCCACGGGAAUCGUGUGCAUCGCAACGGUGAAGACGACGGGGAAGCUGGUGGCCGUGAAGAAGAUGGACCUGAGGAAGCAGCAGCGCAGGGAACUUCUCUUCAAUGAGGUGGUGAUCAUGCGGGACUAUCACCAUGACAACGUGGUGGAGAUGUACAACAGCUACCUGGUGGGCGACGAACUCUGGGUGGUCAUGGAGUUCCUGGAGGGAGGAGCGCUCACCGACAUCGUGACGCACACCAGGAUGAACGAGGAGCAGAUCGCCACCGUGUGUCUGUCUGUGCUGAAGGCGCUGUCAGUCCUGCACACUCAAGGCGUGAUCCACAGAGACAUCAAGAGCGACUCCAUCCUGCUGACUCAUGAUGGCCGGGUGAAGCUGUCAGACUUCGGUUUCUGCGCUCAGGUUUCUAAGGAAGUCCAGCGGAGGAAGUCUCUGGUUGGAACGCCGUACUGGAUGGCACCAGAGCUCAUAUCCAGGCUGCCGUACGGACCAGAGGUAGACAUCUGGUCUCUGGGCAUCAUGGUAAUAGAGAUGGUGGACGGCGAGCCGCCAUACUUCAACGAGCCGCCGCUCAAAGCCAUGAAGAUGAUUCGAGAUAACCAGCCGCCCAAACUGAAGAACCUGCACAAGGUGUCCCCUCUCCUCAAAAGCUUCCUGGACCGGAUGUUGGUGCGUGAGCCGGCUCAGAGGGCGACGGCCAGCGAGCUCCUGAAGCACCAGUUCCUGUCCAAGGCCGGCCCGCCGUCCUGCAUCGUCCCCCUGAUGCGGCAGAACAGGAUGAGAUGAAGCGCGGCGCUCGACACCUCCGGUGCUGUGAAGGCGACUCAGGUGGAUCAGAAUACUCCCGCACCGGGAGCCCAGGCUGUGCGGGAGUAUUCUCCUUAUCCGGUGUGAGUCACUGAACUGUGGGGAGCGCGCUCCCCGAAUCAGAGGCAAUAACGACGAAUGCGUGGGUGAAUGAGUGUGAUAUCGUGUGUUUCUGGACGCAGUAAAAGGCUCUUUUUCUUUUUUUUUUUUGGUGUACAGCCGGGUUCGAAGGAGUCGGGGACGGUUGGAGUAACUUUUUAAAUCUCACUUACCGACAAUCUGCAAACGUUUCCACUACAGACACUGAUCCCGACCUCUGGACCCCUGAAUUUACUACUGACAGCGGCGACCUUUGGACUCGGACUGUAUUUUGUAGCCAUAAUUAUCCUAGCUUCCUGUUGUAAACGAGCAAAAACACACUAAGUGAACAUGUAAACACUGGAGUCAUGGUAGCAGAGGACUUUUUUUUUCUUCCACUUAUUUCCUAAUAUUCCUGUGUAAAAACGGUGAACUUAGAGAAAGCGUUGAUAAUUUACCGUCUCUGUUUUUGUGAUUGUUGUAUUUUGUUUGUUACGAUGCAAAAGCACAAAAUCUUACCAAAUAUUUUUGCAUAGUUUGAAGUGCAGAUAUUUCAAUACAUUUGAAAUAAGACAAACUAACUCAAAAAUAACUUUUCAGCUAAAUAAAGGAGCUUGUCUUAUGUAAAUAAAAUUGAUUAAAAGCAGGACUAGUUAAACUGUCAGAUUACUUGAUUUAUAACAAGACAUUUUUGUAAAUGAAAUAAUUUCCCAGUAGAAUUGGUACUUUUUUAAAUCAAUAUUAAGGAAUUAUUUACUUAAAUAAAACUCCUAUGCCACUUUACAAUAUGACUUCCCUUACAGAUGGCCAGUAAUUCAUAGCUAUGUCAUUAAUUCAUCUUUAAACACUUUAUAAAUCACUAAUAACUGUUAAUUAUGCAUUAAUUAUUGUCUAGAGUUGUUGUACUGAAUAUUUCAGACUACCUUGUAAGAACAACAAGCAUUUGCAAAUGUAUUUUUGGCAUAACAUCUCCUUCUCAUUCUUAAUACAACAGUUAUUGAUGAUUUAUUAAGCGUUUAUAGAUAAAUGAAUAACAUAUCUAUGAACUAUUUAUUAGCCAUCUAUAAAGGGAGCCUUAUGGUGAAGUGAUGCACAAGCUCCUGUAUUUUGCUGUAAAGUUGCUUAUAAGUUAUUUUCUCUUAUUUCCAGUGUAAUAACAUAUUUGCACUAGAAACUACCCAGAAAGACUUGGUGAGAUUUUGAGUUUUUGCAGUGAACAGAGUGAAACGUAUCGAGCACUGGUGAUGAGAUGCACAGGAGCUGCACUCGCAGUUCGUUCCUGCAACACUAAACCCUUUAGAAGAGACGCUACGGGAGCAUUAACCAAUCAGCACACAGUCCCAUAACACCAGGUCAAAUUUAACUCAUUCCUUCUUUAUUUGUUAAUAACUGUAGCAUUUUUUUAGAACGAUAGGCUUUACUUUAUGUUUUUUUUUUUUUAAAUAUAUAUUUAAUUUUUUCACUGUAGAACAGGAACUAAAAAACUCAAACUUUUUGAUCUCUUGUGAUGUAUUUUUUUUACGUCUCCUGCUACUAACUGUUUUUACAGUAAACAACGGAUGAAAUUGACCCGUUCUGUUUCUGAAUGACACUUUUUCUCCAUUAAAUGCCACACUGGGGUAUUCCAGAACCAGCAGCCGGGGUGUCAGACGUCCUCAGAGGACGUCUGCAGGUUUAUCUGUUUGAUCUGGCGCCUGAACUGUAAAUAAAAUAAACUGUUUGGUUUUCCACAUCCGGAGGACCAGCUUACCACCACGUAAAAUCAAUCUGUUGUAUUGAUUAAGUGAUUCCUGUGUUUGUUGUAAACACAAACAGCUGUUCUAUGGAUCCGUUGCAGAGUGAUGCCACAAGCACAGGAGGGCAGAAAGCUGCUACAUGACUAGCAUUGGUUUUAACUUAUAAUAGUUAAAACACUAAGCAAUAUAACUCGCAGAACCUUAAAUGUACGCCUGAUGUAUAAAAGAAAAACUGUCAAGAUUAGCACAACUAAAUAACAAGGUCAGGAAAAGUUUUAAUUUAAGAAAUGGCGAGGAAGUAGGUCAGUUAUGUUAGCUUGACUUUGACAACCAUAACAUGUAGAUGCGAUGUGGAAUUUGGUGUUUCUAUUCAGUUAAAACAAAAAAGGCAACCUAAACUCCAACUCUGACAUGUGAUCAGUAGAGCAGGUGUUUAGCUAAUUUAAUCAGCUAACCGCUGCUGUUAGCUUAGCUAAUAGCAGCUGUAGCUAAUCUGUCACAACUUAAUAAUUGCAAAAUAAACAUCAAACCUACAAACGUACAACUGUAACCAGCUGGAUGUUCUCUUUUUUUGAGUGGGAAAUGUUUGAGUGUUUUUUGCUGUUGAAUCCUGAAACAUUAAGUGGCGUUGUUGUCAGUCGCCAUGGCAACGAGUCUGCGCGUAGCCAACACAGGGAGCGAGAAAAAAGUGAUUUUGAGUUGUUAUUUUUCCUUUGCUGUGGCGCACUGCGAUAAAUAAAUCCCUCAUCUCCAGGUCUCAUUUAGUUAAAGGUUCUGCCGCGGCCGUUACAGAUGGCGAGUGAAAGAAUCGUCUUUUUGCCCUCCAGCGAGAAAUUUCCGGAUGUAAACAAUAACAGCGAGGGGUCCAUAAUCAAAUAUAACAGCAGUUGGUGUUUUUGGCUACUUUCACACAGCAGGCGAUUGCAAUCUGUAUCCAACUGCCAUGACGUUUACAAAGUCAUGACUCAUUUCUAUCGCGGAGCAACCGCCUGGCAGAGGGUUUUACACCUGGGACCAAAUGUUUCUAGUAUUAAGACACAUUUUCUCACUGCCUGAUAUUCAGUAAGACUGUUUCCUGUGUUUCAGGGUUAAUACAUUUUUUAAAAAAGAAUUGUUCAAUCUUGCAAGUCUGUGACGGUUUCAUUAGUUUUAGUUAAACUUCGUUAAAUCUGGCUCAUUCCUCCUGACGGAACUGGUGUAAUUGGGUCAGGGUUCUAGAUCGUCUUGAUCACACACAACUUUUUAACUCUGUUUACAACUUUUUAAUAAAACUAACAAGGUUUUGUGAUGAACACUUAAAAACCUUGACUUCGUCCACACUUUAACUUCCUGGUUGUCUCUUCGAUAUUUCCACAGAAUAUUUUCUUAAACGAUGCAAUCACUUUUGUGAAGUGCACCAGUUCCACCAGUUCCAGCUUAAAUAUGUUUCACAAAAGAAUCUAAAUAAAUUGAAAAUAAUCUAGGAUAUAUUUAUUGGUCUGGAGUUUGGUGGUAAUAUCUGCAAAAGUUAAAUAAAGAAGUGAAACUAUAAAAGUUUGAAGUGGUAAAAGUGUGAAAUAACCGUCAGCCAUCAUACAGAGACUCAACAGUGUUUAUAAACUUAACAGAAAAACGAUGCAAAAAUUAAAAGAAAUUCAAGCAUUUUUUUAUUUACAUUUUUUAUAACAAUCUGUUUUUCAAUAGUUGCUGUAAUAUAAAACUUAAGAUGACAUUAAAAUAUUUUUUGUGGUGCUCAUCUUUCUGAUUUAUGAAGCUGCCUAGCUCCUAAAACUAGCAUAGCGUAGCUAGCUUAGUAUAGCAUAGCAGCGCGAAAUGGAAAAGUUUGACAAAAAAAACCCUGGCCUACUAAAAUCAGAAGGUCUGAAGCAGCAUUUAUGCUAAACGGAUGUAAUAAUUAUUGAAUGGUGAAUAAAAAUGAGGAAGAAACAUUCUGAAAGUCGGCGUUUCUUUGCAUAUUUUGUAGCAUUGUCUGUGAGACUACAAACACGAGUCCCCGCUCAGAAGCUAAUGCAGAUUUUUGAUUGAUCUGCCUCAUGUGAACCUGUAAAAAAGCAGAACUGGCUUUACGUUUAGAGUCUUCAUUGUCUCCUCUGCCAGAAACGGAAAUAAAUUAUGCUAAAUAACCACUGGAACAAUAAAACGGAACCAUUUUAGACACAAAACAAAUGCUUACAAGGCACGAGACGCUCUUAUCAGCUGGUAGCAUUUGUGUUUUAAAUUGUCCCUUCAAAACGUGAAUGAGGGUUUUGCCAUUAAAUUCAAGUUUUCCUUAGUAAAUAUUCACAUUUCCAUUAAGUCAGUUAAUUUAUCUACAGUAAAUGUGCUAAAACACACAAAGAAAACUUUAAAAUGUGCAUAAAUAUUCAUAUAUUUUCCUUCAGGCUGGAAGUGAAGAGUCUGCAGAAGUUAAAGUUGAGAUUCCUUUGAGAUGAUUCUUUGUUUACGACAUGCAGAUGGAUUCCUCUCACUCGGAUGUGGCCGUCGUUUCGAUUCCUAAUUCAGUUUCCUUGUUCCUUCAAACAAACCAAGUUUUUCUGCAUUUAUCUGCAGACAGAAAUGCAUCACAAAACGCAUUUCGCAGCUUUAUGUUGAGUCUUAAAUCUAGUAAAGUACUUUUUUUAAUAGUUGAUGUUGGAAACAACCAGUCUUUGUGGUUUAUUUUAAAUUAUUUAUAAAAGCUGCAGAAACUUUGAAGAAGUCUUUUGUGUAAGCUGGUGGUUUCUCUAACGUCAUUAAUCAGUUUUUAGGAAGCAGAGCAGCUUUGUUUAGGAAAAAUCUUUUUUCUCUGGGGAGAAAUUUUCUGAAAAUGUGGUUUUCCACCUGUGGUUGCAGUGACGUUGCCGUCAAUUAGCUGCUUCCUUUACGGCGUCUCUUCAGUUGUGCAAAUGUCUCAGAUGAAAUCUUCAACGUAAGACGCUGCCUGUUGAUCAGUUCAAUUUGUUUUUCAACAACUGACCAAUCAGCGGCCACAGUUUGUUCAAAAUAAACACGUCUCACCUGGAGGAGCCAAACUUCAGAGUGCUGAGGUUUAGUUUACCACGAAGAAUUCACUGCAAAAUGUGAAAAAUAAUCAGAAAAAAUAAAUACAUUCAUUAUGAUUUCACACCAAUAAAACCAUUUCUGAGAUAAAAGUUGAA